Anopheles arabiensis is the source of this 2362-nucleotide messenger RNA. RefSeq lists its product as uncharacterized. The record is from RefSeq and is a predicted model, not a curated record. Lineage: Eukaryota; Metazoa; Arthropoda; Insecta; Diptera; Culicidae. Bases 174 to 2252 code for a protein of 692 amino acids. The transcript has a single exon.
CGAACUAUACGUCAGAUACAAAACAUUUGUUAAUUGGGAAACGUCAAACUGAAGCCAAGUGACGACCGAACGAAGAAAAACAUAACACAGGAAGGACGCGGAAAAAAGUGAUCAGUAGAUAAAGCAAAUUUACUUUCUUAAAUCACACGAUACACUACAACCGAGUGAGCAACAUGGUUUCAUUACAAGUGCGAGAGAUUGUGGACCAAUUUAACUUUGGCGAUUCCCAAACCACUAACGUAAACAAAGCGUUAGCUUAUGUUGAUACAAAGGCUCGGAACCGGGAGCUAGACAUCGAGGCUGCCCGUUCCGAAGUGGAAAGCAUCUACUUACGUGCUAAACUACAGUGGGAUCAGUGUAAUCGCGUUCGAGGCACUUUUGAAGCAAAUAAUGCAGAAUGGUUGGCUUCCAAAUUCCCGACCCAGUUACUGUCCAAUGGUGCUUCUACAUCGAAUACAAAUAGCUGUAGUCUGGCAGCUGACUACGAACAGUCCAGUGAGCUUGCUGAACGAAUGAAAAUACGGUUUAUGGAGCAUUCAGAAGAGUCAGCGAACGAAAGAACAUCACCUACACGAAUCGCUCGCCGUAAAGCAUAUCGGCUCAAAGAAUAUAACAUCAUGAAGCAGAUCAGCUUGUUGCUACAAUCACCACGCGAUCUUCUCAUAUCAACGGAUCAUUCUGAUAUGCUGUCCGAUGAAGAAGUACUGGCAUUCUACAUAGACCUGGGUCUGACCGAAGCCCAGUACAAAUCAAUGAGCAGCCUUGUGCCUUCCCGCUUUCCAUCGUUUAAUGCCAUCAGAAGAGCAGAAGCUUUAUGUGUGCCGUUUCUUGAAAAAAUUGUGACUACAGAGUGUGCAGUGAAAAUGGAAAUGCAAUGUCUGGUUGAGUAUACGGUGCGAAGAAUAUUGGAGAUGCAGAAGAAAGUGUUAAGGGAUUUUUUAACGGAGAACCAGUUGAACGUCCUCAAAUUACGAUGUGUUUUCACCUACGGCAUAGAUGCCACAUCGGGCCAUGGUACUGACGUUUUGAUCAGUGUGUUAGUCCCAAUUCAACUUCACCUGGACGAUGCGUCACAUCACAUUUUUUGGCUCAACGUUACUCCGCAGAAUUAUCGUUUUUGUAGACCAAUUUCAUUGCAGCUAGCGAAGCCAUCAAAAGCAUUAGUCCUUCAAACCAAGCACAGUGUUGAUGAACAAAUUACCAACCUAAAACCAAUGCACAUUGUUUUGGAGUAUGAUAAAGCAAUCGAUGUGGAGUUUGAAUUUGUGUUAAGCAUGAUCGAGGGUAAAGUUUUAUCAUACAUGCUGGAUGAUUCGUCGACCACUUGCUGUCUGAUUUGCUGCGCAACCCCAUCAGAAAUGAUGGACGCUUCAAUACUGGCAUCGGGCUUUAUUGGGCAAGAGGAACCGUUGGUGUAUAGUAUUUCACCCAUCCAUUGUUGGGUAACAUUUUUCGAGCUGCUGCUACAACUGUCAUAUAGGAUGGACUUCAAAGAAUGGCAAGUCCCGGAAGAGCAACGAACCACAUUUAACGAAAGAAUGAAAACCGUGCAACAGCGUCUCUACGAAGCGUUUGGCGUAAGAGUAGCAGAAGCAGAUGCGGGAUCUUCCUCCAGCACAAGCACAAUGGGAUACAUCAGCCGACGAGUGUUUGACGAUCCCGCUCUUGCAAGUACCACGCUCAACAUCGACGAAGAUCUUAUCGAACGCUUCAGAAACAUUCUCAUCGCAAUCAAUAGUCGUCAUCCGCUGCACCCCGCAAAGGUUCAACAGUACGGCAGCGACACCUAUCGCAAAUAUCUGGAGCUCUACAGCUGGUCCCGAGUUCCGGCAUCAGUGCACAAAGUCUUAGCACACGCCGGUCAACUGAUAGUACGCUCACCUGUGCGUUUAGGCUAUGUUGGCAAGAAGUCUGGUGAGAUCGAGCAUAACUAUUUCCCUUCAGAUAGGAAGCUCUGUGCAAGAACAACUUCAAAGCAAGAUUCUUUAAAGGAUGCGUUUGUGGAAACACUUAUCAGCAGCGAUCCCAAAAUAAGUUCUAUAUCGCUUAGUAAUAGAAUCAAGCGUAAAAAACGAGCGGCUUAUCCGGAUGUAGUAGCGAGCUUUUUCAUAUUUGAUGAAAGCUAUUGUGAAACCGAUGACGACGAUGAUUAUAAUAGCGGCGACGACGAUGAGGACGAUUUGGACUCGCUCGAUGAAUUUUGGACCGAGUUAGAUUGGUUAAAUGAGGAUAUUGCGCACGUGAAAGGUUAAUUUUCUCAACCAAUAAUUAAUGUUUUGUAAUGUCAAGAAGAAUUAAAUGUAUUACGAAUUUGAGUGAGGAUUUGUUAAAGAAGUAUAAUAAAAAUGCUGGAAUAAUACUA